This is a messenger RNA of Heteronotia binoei (common prickly gecko), 1961 nucleotides long. RefSeq names its product mediator complex subunit 7 (gene MED7). Gene Ontology annotation, biological process: regulation of transcription by RNA polymerase II. Gene Ontology annotation, molecular function: transcription coregulator activity. Bases 132 to 824 code for a protein of 230 amino acids. Gene Ontology annotation, cellular component: mediator complex. The transcript is spliced from 2 exons. Lineage: Eukaryota; Metazoa; Chordata; Lepidosauria; Squamata; Gekkonidae. The record is from RefSeq and is a predicted model, not a curated record.
ACUGUGUGAACCAAUAGGGAGGCGAGGAAGACGCCGGAAGUAGUUUUAUGUUUCGAGACGGAGAACGGAGGAACAGAGGGAAGAGUGGGACGUUGAGUGGGAGACUCAGUUAGUACUUUUAAUCUGCCACAAUGGGUGAACCUCAGCAAGUGAGUGCCCUCCCUCCUCCUCCGAUGCAGUAUAUUAAAGAAUAUACAGAUGAAAAUAUUCGGAAAGCUGCGGCCCCUAAGCCUCCUCCACCUAUUAAAGAUAGCUAUAUGAUGUUUGGAAACCAGUUCCAGUGUGAUGACCUCAUUAUACGACCUUUGGAAAGCCAAGGCAUUGACCGUUUGCAUCCCAUGCAGUUUGACCAUAAGAAAGAACUGAGGAAACUCAACAUGUCUAUCUUGGUCAAUUUCUUGGACCUCUUGGAUAUAUUGAUAAGGAGCCCUGGCAACAUAAAACGGGAGGAGAAGCUGGAAGACUUAAAAUUGUUGUUUGUUCAUGUACAUCAUCUGAUAAAUGAAUAUCGGCCCCACCAAGCCAGAGAGACAUUGAGGGUCAUGAUGGAGGUGCAGAAACGUCAGCGUCUGGAGACAGCUGAGAGAUUCCAGAAGCAUUUAGAGCGUGUUGGUGAAAUGAUACAGAAUUGCCUGACCUCUUUGCCUGAUGAUUUGCCGCAUUCAGAUGGAGGAAUGAGGGUAAAAACUGAACCCAUGGACAUAGAGGACAACAACAAUUGCAUUGGGCAGAAGGAGCAGCAGAGAGCAAGUUCUAGCAUCAAGAAGGAUCAGGUUUUGGAUAAAGAUGCUUCCAUGUGCAUUAUUAUUGAUGAAUUGACAUGAAAAGAGGGCUUUUGUGUCAGCAUAGUAAGACCUUGUGAAUAAGACUGAAGCUGAUGCUAAAGAAUUAGAUACACUUUUUUUCUUCUAUACUGCCUUUAUAUAGCAAUAAACAAUCAUGGAACAUAGUCUGUAAGAGACAAUAAACCAAAUGAUGUAUUUAUUUAGCUUUUCAGUGUGUACUUUGUGUUUUUUAAAUUUGUUUUUAAAGGAAAGAAGUAUAAUAGCUUAUUGUUCUGCUGGGGCGGGGGGAAUUAGUCCAUGUCCGUUGUUCACUAGUUCUAAAGCAUCACUAGUCAUUUCUCAGCUUCCAUUGUUAACUUCUUCUAUUCAUGCAUGUGAGAAAUGCUGUAAUGAAUCUGAAUCUCUGAUGACUUACAUUUUUCUUUGUUGUAGGCAAAGCCAAGCGAUAUACUGCUAUAUUACAGAAGUUAUAUCUGUAUACAGUUAUACAUAAUUACAGUUCUGUAUCUAUAAUUUCUGUUAGAAAGUAGCCAAAUAUGGAUACAUUAGUUGCCAGCAACAGUGCUUCUGCAUAUAUGAAGAUUUUGGUGUUUAAUUUGAACUUUUAAAUAAAUAAAUAAAUAAAUAUUGGUUGUCUGUUCAGAAGAGUGUACUUAAAAAUAAUUCAGUUUUGAUAAAAAUCUGUCUUGGGUGCUUUGUCUCCAUGCCAGUCUAGCUUGGAUCUAGAGGAUGAACUCUUGCCAUAUGUGAAAAAAAUAUCUUCUCUACUGCUUACUCUGGGAAGAAGAAAGUUGACGUAAUAAGCUUAUAGUGCAAUCCUAUGAUAAGCUGCUCAGAUCUCAAACCUACUGAUUUUAGUGGCCUUAGGACUAACUGCAUAGGAUUCCACUGUUAAUCACAGAAUGCAGUAAAACAAGGAGACAAAAAUGAGUGUCAGUGUAAAGUUUUUUCUUACAUGUCAUCAGUGAUCUAAUGGAAACGUUGCUUUAUGGAAGCUGCCGCAGUUCAUUUUUCUGUGCCCAGCUAGAUUUUAAAAGCCCUCUUUAAGGUCACAUGUGUCUUUGAAAGCUAUACAUGUUGUAUAUGUAAUUUCUUUCCAUGAAAUACUUGCAACUGUUUGGGUUUAAUUGAAAAGCCUUGUGUUAAUUUGAGUGCAUUAAAUUUCUACAAACUUGA